UCUCGCUAGACGGCGCCACUUCAUGUUUAUUACCUGUGGCCACCAGGUGUAGAGAUUUUUCCAACAUGGCGAUAUCCAUAAGCAAAAUUACGGAAGUGUUUUCUGCGUGAGUUUUGGUAAACAAAGCACCAUGUUUGGUAUAUCAGUUUUAUCCAAAACGACACAGCCUUACUAUUUUUUCCAGCAAUACCUGGAUUAAUUUCGUACCCGAAGGAUUACCUGAAUUUACUGUUAAUCGCUACCUAACUGCCUAAGUGAUGUGAUUCUAAACAUAUCUUCUGUAGGAUUUUUCGGAUUAUACAUAUCCGAUUGUUGAUUAUGAAGCAUAUUGUUUGAAAUCAACAAAAUGUUGAUAUUGAUGAACCUAACAGUAUCAUCAACAAUCAUGUGGACAUUUUUGCACAAAGACUCUCAAGUUGUUUGACCUUAUUUGGGAAUUAGGUCAGCUUAUGAAAUUGUCGUUUCUUUUUAAUUUGUUGACUAUCUGUGCCAUGAAUAUACAACGAAGUUCUAAGAAAUUAUAAGACACGAUGAAAGUCAAGAAGAUGCUAUUUGUUUGCCUUCUGGUAAAUACCAUGUGUGUCAUGAUCGGAGCAUUUGAAUUUACAGUGGAUUUUGAGAACUCGGCGGAUUGUGGUCGUACUAUCACGGUCUCUGACUUGGACGUCUUCACCCUAAAGGCCAAUCCGAACCCUACAACCUCCGGGGGAGCGGCGUCCUGUGUGGUCAAGUUCAACUCGGCCUCCCAGUUCGUCGUGAAUGUCCAGCAUAUCGACGUCACAGACUGCACUGCCCGGCUGUAUUUCUAUGACAACGACAACACACAGAAAUUUCCAUCGCAAACGUUGUCUUGUAUUCCUACCACUGGCGCAGGACAGUCCUUCCGGACUCGUACCGGAAACCUUAUCGUCCGUCUAGAUAAAGGGUCCGGAAGUACGAAAGCGUAUAGUUUCAACCUUGUCCUAACUACUACUAAAGGUGUGGUGUCCAACAACGUUGCCGACACGGGAGGGGGCGGUGUCGGGACGGGUGCCAUUAUUGGCAUCGCGGUGGGCGUGGUUGCGUUCCUCAUCAUCAUCAUCGCUGUCGUCUGCUUUUUUGUCUGUCGGCAGAUGGCACAGCAGAAAGAGGAGAAAAUGCGCCAACUACAGCCCAGCGUCUUUACCACAGCUUCUUCCAGACAAGCUACCGCCCCAAGCGCCCCACACCUAAGCACUUCGGGGUCACAACAUGGAACUCGACAAGGAAGUAUUAGGACGAGUCAACGAACCAAAAGAUCACAAGCGUUUGAAAACAAAGCUUUUAGUGACACUAGCAACGUCUCCGCUGAUUUUGUUGGAAGUAAAGCUUCAUAUGCCAUUAUAUCGGAUGGCAGUGUUGAUGGGAAAAGUUCCAUCAGAAUGCAAAAUCUUCAGAGGAGCGGGCGAACCGGAAGUGCUCGGCGAGACAGGUCAGUACCGGAUAAAGGUCUUUCUGAUGAUGCUCGAUCAAGCGUGAAGUUUGAUCUUCGAUCUGAUUCUGAAUUGGGAAGAAUCAGUCGACCGUUACAGGGUGACUCCGCGAAAAACAAGAUAGGGAAAAAUACAACUCCGAAGGAGUUCAUUCGGACUGCGAAUGGAAAAGAAAAUGAUUCUACGAAAACAGUCGAUAGAAAAUCGGAAAAGACAACUGAGAAACCAAAGAAGUCAACAACAGAGGGAAAAGAUUAUUUCCGAGAAUACACAAAUAAGGGAUACGAUGAAGACGUCGGUCGUUCAGGGAGUGUUCGAAAAUCCAAAUAUAAAGAAAGCAGUUCCUCGAGCCAUAACUCUUCAAAUAUGCAUGAACAUCGCGAAAGAAAGAAUGAUGUGUAUCGUUCUCGGAGUAAGUCUGAAUCCCGCCACGAAAGAGAGAGAUACCGAGAAUCAGAAAGUGACGAUUUUUAUAUGGAACAAAGACAUCAAGAUCUUUCACAUCGUCGUAAUAGCCUAGACCGAUCCCAUCGAAGAUCCGAUAGCCGAACUCGGAGACGUGAUGACUUCUACAGCGACAGAGAGUCAGAUAGCGACGAUUUCUAUCGCGAAAGAAAUCGUCGAAGUAAAAGUGCUGACCGCCGAGGAAAUCAGAGAGAACCAGUUCGAAGGUCAAACAGUAGGAGUCGAAGCCGGAGCGAUUAUUAUGAUGACUAUCGAAGUGACGAUUCCUUCAUAAGAAGUACGAGACAUCGUGAUUAUCGCGAUGGUUACAAAAGUGACAAUCGAUAUGACAACAGGAGUAGUUACAGAAGAGACAAACGAGACGGGUAUCGGAGUGAUAAUAGGUAUGACUAUCGAGAUGAGUAUAGAAGAGAUAAUCGAUACGAUCAUCGUGAUAGACUUGAUUCUUUCAAAGACCGAGAAAGAAGAAACCAGAGGGCAUCUUAUGACCAUAGCAAUGGUCACAGGUCUAGGGCAACAUCUGUAGGAAGUGCUUAUUCCAAACAAAGAUCAUCUAGAUACGUCAGAUACUAGACAGAUACUGCCAGAAUUUCCCUCACUGCCGACUAUGUUCACUACUUACUGCAUGUUAGUGUCCGGAGUUGUCUAUUUCAUUAUCUAAUUUCUUGUAUCAAGACGUCAUUAUAAUUACAUAUAUGUUCGUUGUUUGUAUAUUUUAAUAUACAUGUAUAUACGAGUAUACGCUUGCAAGUAAUGCCAUGAAGGAUAAAAGAUGAUAUGAUCUCAAAUUUUUAUAUAGAUUCGCAUUCCAGACCUUGUCUUGAAAACAUUUCAUUUUCUGUUCAUUAAUCGCUCACUAAUUUGAAUUACUUCACGAAUAGCUACUUAGGCCAGACAGUACUAUAUUAUACCUCGGAGGCAGCAAUGACACAUUAUGAUUUUGCCAUUAGUUAUUCUGUUUUGUCUGUUAUGUACAUGACAUAGCAUUUAUAUUAAAAUCUUAUA
Molecule: messenger RNA, 2921 nt
Organism: Saccostrea echinata
Lineage: Eukaryota; Metazoa; Mollusca; Bivalvia; Ostreida; Ostreidae
Product: serine/arginine-rich splicing factor 4-like
Exons: 5
Coding region: 531-2489 (652 amino acids)
Source: RefSeq, a predicted model, not a curated record